CAACCAUGCAUUGAACCCCUAAACCAGCAACGACGAACAUACUAGGUGUUACACUUUCCUAUGUUGCGCACUCUGCUGUGACAAUACAUACCUACGGUGGCGUGAAAAGUAGCAAUGAAUAGGAAAUAACGUUAGCAAGUCUUCUUUGUCGUUGUAAUGUUCAUGCAGCGUUUUGUCAGGACAACAUGUUUGUGUCGCUCCUGAUUGCCACUUUAACGGUACUGUUUCCACUCGGGCAUACAUCACUACCUCUCGUGAUCAAUACGUGGCCAUUCAAGAAUGCAACGGCUGCAGCAUGGAGUGCCCUGCAGUCCGGUGGCUCGGUGUUGGACGCAGUGGAGAAGGGCUGUGCCCGCUGUGAAAUGGAACAGUGUGAUGGCAGUGUAGGCUAUGGCGGGAGCCCCGAUGAGUCUGGAGAGACCACGCUGGAUGCCAUGAUCAUGAACGGGGAUACAAUUGAGGUGGGUGCAGUUGCAGACCUGAGAAGAAUCAAGAAUGCCAUUGGAGUAGCAAGAGCUGUGAUGGAGCACACUGACCAUACACUGCUAGUGGGAGAGUCAGCUUCUGUGUUUGCUGAAAACAUGGGCUUCAUUGCUGAAGACCUGACUACCAACACAUCUGUGAAUAUUUUCUCACAGUGGCUGAAGGGCAACUGCCAACCUAAUUAUCGAAAGAAUGUGCUUCCAGAUCCUUCCAAGUCCUGUGGACCCUACAAGCCCAGGGCAACAGUGAAACAGAACAUCAGGGCGCAGCAUGCUAAUGCACACUCCCAUGACACCAUAGGAAUGGUUGCUCUUGAUAAAGACGGUCACGUGGCUGCUGGUACGUCGACCAAUGGACUAACUCACAAAGUUCCAGGUCGUGUAGGGGACUCUCCUAUCGUUGGAGCGGGGGCCUAUGCAGAUAGCUCAGCUGGUGGGGCUGCUGCUACCGGAGAUGGAGACCUCAUGAUGCGCUUUCUGCCAAGUUAUUUGGCUGUGGAGCUGAUGAGGGCCGGGGCAGAUCCCUCGGCAGCCUGCAAGACGGCCAUUUCCAGAAUCAAGAGGCAUUACUCAGAGUUCUUUGGAGCCAUCAUCUGUGCUAACACAAGUGGCCAUUAUGGUGCGGCCUGUAACAAAGCCCCUGGUCUCUCCCAGUUCCACUACAUGGUGUCAGACUCUGAGUCAGAUGCACCCCUCCUGAAAUCUGUGGACUGCUUUUAAAUAGUCUAUGAUUGUUGUUUAAAUAGUCUAUGAUUUAUAUGAUAAAUUAAUUAACCUCCUGUAUUUUUAUGCGGAUUAUUUGGAUUUAAUUCCUGAAUAAACUGUAAAAACAAGUAAUUGAGUAGUA
Molecule: messenger RNA, 1329 nt
Organism: Etheostoma cragini (Arkansas darter)
Lineage: Eukaryota; Metazoa; Chordata; Actinopteri; Perciformes; Percidae
Gene: aga
Product: aspartylglucosaminidase
Exons: 9
Coding region: 186-1202 (338 amino acids)
Biological process (GO): protein deglycosylation
Cellular component (GO): lysosome
Molecular function (GO): N4-(beta-N-acetylglucosaminyl)-L-asparaginase activity
Source: RefSeq, a predicted model, not a curated record